CUGCUUAAAUUUUGGUCAAAUCAGUUUGCUGUGUGAGUAAGAGAGCGCUGUAAAAAGGCACGAUUGCUUGAAAUGCAGUGAGUGAAAUAAAAAAAUCGUGUUUUUAUUAUUAUUAUUACCUGCUUUCGAAAAGUAAAAAAACACGCUAAUGUGUAUAAUUUUACAUAUGUACGGCCACAUAUAUGUACAUACAUACCAAAUACAUACGAACAGCUUCUUUUGUGCUAUAGAACGAGUUUAUAUGCGCGUUUGUGUGCUAUUGACCGCAAGCGAGUCACCAAUUGUUCUGCUUUUUCACGGUUAUUGACAGUCGCUUAUAUACUGUUUGCAUUGAUACAAAGCGACGAACGAUAACUUUAUGCAGUGGAAAACAGUAGCAAAACGGUUUAAGCAUAGAGUCUCGUAAGACGUACACAUCAUUGUGGUUCAUAUGAGCAUAAUAUGUUGUGAUAAAAAUUGUAUUUUUUUACCGCUCAUUUUUGUUGUUUACAAAAUUUGAUUGAAAACAAAUACAUAUCAACAAUAUGAGUAGUCGUCAAAAUGACUUGGCCGCGUACAGUGCGAGGCGAUUAAAUCGCGCAACAUUCGUUCAAAUUAGAAAUUACUAAUUAUCGCUUUUUGGCAUUGUUUUAAGAUGUGAUUUCAUUGCGCAAACUCUCACACAACUAUGUUAAAAUGUAUAGUAAAACAUUAAUAAUGUGUUAAGAGAUCAAAAGUGAAAAAUUGACGCAGCAAAAAUAAAAACAAAUAUAUUUGUUUACAAACCAGUUUUAGUUUUAAAUGAUUUGUACAAAUACUUCAACACAUCGAAAUCAAGAUGAGACUUCCACACACGUCGAUAAGGCACACAAACCCUCGGAGAAGCGGCGGUUUGAAUAAAACGAGCAUAUUUGCGGCAUUACUAUUUCUACGCUUAACCACAUUCUGGAGAGUUCAAGCCGCGCCACAAUUAUUUCCAACAAACUACGACGAGGAAUUCCGUCGUAAUGAUGCUGUCGAAUAUGGUGCACCGUUAAUCACACCUCUAAUGGACUAUGUAACACUUGAAUUAAAUACCAAUUAUACAAUACGUUGUGAGGCCGAUGAACCAUUAACGUGGAGACUCCCUGAUGAUACUGUUGACUACGACGAGCAAACGUUUAACACUGGUGAUCCACAACGUCUACAUGGCAGUAUGCUAUAUCUACAGGAUAUAUCUAGCAAGAAUUUGGGUAACUACUAUUGCAUAAAAAAAUCAAGUGUUCCAAAUAGACUAGAUGCAAUGCUGGACGAGGAACUUGUAGAGUUGGUUAAUAAUUAUAAAGCGUCCUCAAUUUACAUAUACGUUAAUGACCCUGUUAAUCUUUUGUCACAAAAUGAAUUUCCGGUAAUUAGUGCGCUUCAAUACCAGGAUACGGUCAUACCAUGCAAACCAACUAUGCCCAACAUAGAAGUGCUGCUAACCACGUCGCAUGGUGAAACAUUUUCCAGUGAAAAUACCGGCCGCUAUAAUCCUCAGCGCGGUUUCGUCGUCGAAAUACGCGGCGUUACCGAUGGCGGCAGCUAUGUGUGCCGACCCAAAGUGCCGUCUCCAUUAAAUGAAGAGGAGGAACAAACCUUUGAGAUCCUUUUUAGUGGUAACGAACCUGUUAAUCCUGUGGAAAUGGGUAUGGAUGUUGAUCUUAAUGUUGACACAACUAAUCUUGGUGAUGGCAAUGUUGUUAAUGAAAAUAAGCGUGUCUUUGGCGUUGAAACUCAUAAUAGCAAUAUCCUAGCAAAUGUUGUGGGUCUUACUAAUGGUGACGGUUACGAUACGACUCAAACGACUACACUUUCUGGCUAUAAAAACGCAAAAGUAGUUAACAAUUACACAGACGACUCGCUCACUGACAUUGAUAAUGGUGACAGAAUUGUUGUUGAAGAAAAUCAUAUUUAUGAAAACGCACCACAACGUUCAACAUGUUUGCGCAGCACAAAGAGACCGCUUUUAAAACGCGCUGCGCCAACAACUAGAUGGCAUAGUUCACGAUUCCGUGGUGCGCUACGAUCGAGUACGAAAUAUAUUGAGAAACCGAUUAUAACCUCAAAUUCCCGUGGACAUGUGAACGUUGGUGAAAACUUCACGCUGAAUUGUUAUGUGAAAAUCGCCUUUGAUGUUUCCUACUCAACAGAAUGGAAAACACCACCAGGUGUAGAUGAGGACCGUAUGAUUAAAACUAUACCAACAUUUAUAAAUAAAACAUCCACACAUCAAGUCGGCGAGGCAAAAUUGACAAUAUUAAACUCUAAGAAAUCGGAUUCUGGUCUUUAUGAAUGCAUUUGCACGGACCAUUCGAAAAAUGUUGGACGCAACAAUUAUCAAAUGACAGUUUUAAAUCGCGAUGAGGGCUAUAUAAACAUUAGUGAGCCUUCCGGUUAUUACAAAAUCGCCAGUAGCGCGAAUAAAAAGGUGCAGAUCAAUGUUAAAUAUCGCGGUUAUCCGUUUCCUACGCUUACUUGGUACAAACCAGACAACACGCAAAUUCAUCCAUCCAAAAAAUAUAUUAUCAACACCACCGACACGUCGAUUACGCUGCAAAUAGUGAAUGCACAACUCGAGGACAGUGGUGAAUAUGUGAUACGCGCCAAGAAUGAAUUGUUGGUGAAAGAGUUGAAAUUCAAUGUGAGCAUAAGCGACAAGCCCAAAGUGACCGUCGAGGAUGUGUAUGUGCAGGCUGGCGAAGAAGCACAUCUGCAGUGCAAAGUGUUAUCCUUUCCCUUCGCCGUAGUCUCAUGGGUAUUUACACCGUGUAGCAUAUCGCCGCGUUGGCCCUCGUGCAACAAGCGAAUGGAUCAAAAUUUUAAUUCUACACGAAAUGCCCAACCAGGCGCAACGGCCGUUGAAUAUAUACAUGACCUAUUUUUUACGCCAGAAAGACCGGGUAUUAUGCAUUGUUUAGCGGUAAAUCCGAAAGGUAUGGGUGAAGGUAAAGGUCACGUGCUUAUUGGCGACAUAAAUGACAAUAUGACCAUAUACGGUACGGAUGAGAAUAAGAAAAUUGCACGCGGUGAUGAGGUGACACUCACGUGUGCUGCUCUCUCUUAUUACUUCUCUGACGAUCUGGAUUGGUAUAAAGAUGGCGAAUUGGUGGAAGAGAACAGCGGCAAUUUUGUCAUUAGCAACUCUUCAAGCAGCUACUCGUAUCAAAAAACAUUGGUAAUUGAAAAUAUACAAGAUAGCGAUCAGGGCAGCUAUGAGUGUCGUGCACGUAAUGCAAACAAUCCCGACAUGCAAGAAACUAAAUAUAGAAGCAUUUUUGUUAAUGAACCCUUGGCUCCACGCAUGCGGCAUACUAAUCUUGAUGAGAGUGAUAAAAUGGAGCGCAAGCUUGGCGAUGCUUUACAAUUGGAGUGCAAACCGGAUGCAAUACCAGCAGCGGAAGUACAUUGGUAUAAGGACGAUGUUGAAUUGAACAACAGCAGUUAUGUGAACAUUCUAGACGAUGGCAGCAAACUAAUUAUACAAUAUAUCAAACCUGAACAUGAAGGUGUAUACAAAUGUGUGGCUUCAAAUCGUUUGGGUACUGUCGAAGUGAGUUCGGCGGUUAAAAUUACAAAUUUGCCACGCAUGCGCGUCGGUUGGAUACUCGCCAUACUGUUCUUCUUCAUUUUCCUCAUUGCCCUGGUGAUUUAUCUAUGUGUGCGUGUCAUGCGCGAACGAAAGCGUCUGCGUGAUUACAAAGCGGCCGGUUUGGCAAAUUUCGAAGACGGCGCUGUGGAGCAUAUAAAUCCAGCGCUGACAUUAGACGAACAGGCCGAUUUAUUGCCAUAUGAUCGUGCUUUUGAAUUUCCACGUGAAAAACUUAAAUUGGGCAAGCAAUUGGGUGCCGGCGCUUUUGGUGUGGUGUUAAAAGCCCAUGCGGAAGGCAUACGACCAGAUGAAAAAGAAACGGUAGUGGCUGUGAAAAUGGUCAAACGUAUUGCUGAUAAUGAGGUGAUGCGUGCACUGGUGACGGAAUUGAAGAUUUUGGUGCAUCUCGGCCCAAAUUUGAACGUUGUCAAUCUCUUGGGUGCAGUCACCAAAAAUAUUGCGAAACGUGAAUUAAUGGUUAUUGUGGAGUACUGUCGUUAUGGUAAUGUACAAAACUUCUUACUGCGCAAUCGUAAACGAUUCAUAAAUCAAAUUAACCCUGAAACGGAUAAAAUUGAUCCAACCAUCACCAAACAGCGGUUUUCGGAUAAUUUCGAGUUAAACCGUGAUGGAGUAAGAUAUGUUAAUCUGGCAUUUGCAAAUCACCAAUAUGUUAAUCAUAUGAAUAAUAUGAAUAAUAAUUAUACGGCAAAUAAUCGUAGAAACUCCGACGAGGAUCCACGCUCCGGCACACGUGCCGGCCGUCCCAAUUCCACUGGAUAUUUGCGUCAAUCGGAUUUGUACGAAGGACAUGUGGAUAGCUGUGCAACGGAGCAAACUGUAAUGACCACAAUACCGGAGGACGAUGAUAAUGUCUUAUCCAAUAAUUCUGUGCAACCUGCUUGGCGCUCCAACUACAAACCAGAUAGUACAGAAGCCAUGACAAUUACCACAACACAGCUGGUAAGUUGGGCAUUCCAAGUGGCACGCGCCAUGGAUUAUCUGUCGUCGCGUAAAGUGUUGCACGGUGAUCUGGCGGCUCGUAAUAUCCUGCUUUGUGAGGAUAAUGUGGUGAAAAUUUGCGAUUUUGGCUUAGCACGUUCCAUGUAUAAAAGUGAGAACUACAAGAAACAAGGCGAAGCACCAUUGCCGAUUAAAUGGUUGGCCUUGGAGUCACUCAGCGAUCAUAUCUUUAGCACUUACACUGAUGUCUGGUCGUUUGGCAUUGUUUUGUGGGAGUUCUUCUCAUUGGCCAAGGUACCCUAUCCCGGUAUGGAUCCGAAUCAGAGCUUAUAUUUGAAAAUAAAAGAUGGUUAUCGCAUGGAGAAACCACCAUAUGCCAAUAAUGAAUUGUACGAUAUAAUGUUGGAGUGUUGGAGUACAAAUCCGGAGAGCCGUCCAUUAUUUAAAGUGUUGGAAAAAUACUUCGCACGUAUGCUGGGCGAGGAUGUGACAAAUCAUUAUGUUGAUUUGAAUGACACUUAUUUGCGCGCGAACAUGGACAAUGCCAAUACCAAGCCAACUGAUUAUCUGUCGCUAAUGGGCUCACCAGACGAAAUGGCACCGGCGCCACCACGCUAUGUAAACGGCCAUAUAUUGCCUGAAAUACGUAUACAGCCAUCUACUUCCGACGACUACUUAAAUAUGAGCAUCGAAACUGGUACAACCAUUUUCUCACCGACACGUCCCAAAGAUUAUCAAAAUUCUAAUGAAGAUACAAAUACAACAACAACAACUUCUUUCACCUUCCCAGAUAAUACAGCGCCAACAGCGCCACCAACAUCACAACAUUCCCCCACCUUAGUGAAUAAUCUCGAUAGUGCAAUUAAUAAGAAUCGCAAGAAGGAAGGCAUGCAACCGGAGGAGAUACCAAUGCUGACGGGCACACAUCACAAUUCAGAUGAUGGCGACGACAGCCCAGCGCAAGACCGAAAGUUCGCCAAAAACAUAUUACAACAACAUGUACGCGCUACGCCUACACCGUCGCCGCGUCAUCACAUCGCCGAGACCGAACUCAGCGGCAGCGAUAACUAUGUGAACGUGAAUUCACCGAAAAAGUUGAAUAACAAUGGUGCGAGAGCAGCGGAUGCAUUUUCCAAUCCCAGUUAUCAAAUUUUAAAGACUGUUUCAAAGGAAGUGGAUAAUAAAUGA
Molecule: messenger RNA, 5740 nt
Organism: Bactrocera latifrons
Lineage: Eukaryota; Metazoa; Arthropoda; Insecta; Diptera; Tephritidae
Gene: Pvr
Product: platelet-derived growth factor receptor alpha
Exons: 19
Coding region: 818-5740 (1640 amino acids)
Biological process (GO): positive regulation of kinase activity; protein phosphorylation; cell surface receptor protein tyrosine kinase signaling pathway
Cellular component (GO): signaling receptor complex
Molecular function (GO): transmembrane receptor protein tyrosine kinase activity; ATP binding
Source: RefSeq, a predicted model, not a curated record